Molecule: messenger RNA, 791 nt
Organism: Ipomoea triloba (trilobed morning glory)
Lineage: Eukaryota; Viridiplantae; Streptophyta; Magnoliopsida; Solanales; Convolvulaceae
Product: myrosinase-binding protein 2-like
Exons: 3
Coding region: 51-575 (174 amino acids)
Source: RefSeq, a predicted model, not a curated record
CCGCAAGGAAGCUUAGCUUGUGACAGAUCAAAGAACUCCUAGAGUACUACAUGGAGACGAAGAUUAUUGACUCUAAGAUAUUCAAAAUCGAUUUAAUGCCAUCACAUCACAGUGAUGCGGUAUGGGAUGAAUGCGAUCUUGGAGAAGUUGUCGGGAUCUUAAUUUCCUAUAAUACAUCCAACAUAGCAUCUCUAUGUUUUUUCUAUGCCAAGAACAACGUCUUCCAAAUGCCUACACAACAUGGCCGGCUAGAAGGAAGCUCUCGGAUGAUCUUGCUAGAUUAUCCAACAGAGAUUCUUACUUCAGUGCAUGGCUAUCGCAAUGCAAAGAAUGUCACAUCCAUAACAUUUGUAACUAACAAGGCCAAAUAUGGACCCUUUGGGAAAGUUUACUCUAACAACUGGUCUACGAACGACGAUAGCUUCGAUUUGCAAUUAGAGAGCAAAGUUGGUUUGAUUAGUGGAUUUCAUGGUACUGUUUACAAUGGCUGUAUCGGAAGCAUUGGAGUUUACUUGACACUAACUUCUACCCAAUCUCAAUUUUCAUCAGGACAAGUGGAAUUGGAGUAUGUCUAGAAAUUGAGUUGCAAUUGGCCUGGCUACGAUCAAAUUGGCAACCUGCGUAUAAGAUUUAACAAUAUUUAUUGUUUAAAUUUGACCACGAGCAUAUUAUAUUGUUAAACAAUUUCAGUAUACUUAUCUGUUUGAUCAUGAAAAAUUUACUGUGAUAUGAAGUGUAACUUGAUUGUCAAAAUCCUCUCAGCCUUAUUUACAAUUUAAAAUCUUACUACA